AUGAAGAUCCUGCUGAGCUGUUUGCUGAUCCUCAUGCUCUUUGCUGACUCAUCUCAGUCUCGCAAAAGGAAAGGCAAGCCCACCCCCAAGCCCACCCCCAAGCCCACCCCCAAUCCACGUUAUGAAAAGUUUCGCAGGCAGCACAUAGACAAAGACAUGACAGACAUGGUAACAAUGGUAAACAACAAAUGUGACUCAGUGAUAAAAGACAAGAACAUUUACGACAACAACAACUGUAAAAGAAUCAACACUUUCAUUGCCUCUGACCUGGCUGAAGUCGUAAAAAUCUGUACAAGUGAGGGAACCCUAAACAGUCAAAGUCAAAUGAUGGAGAGCAAGAAAAUGUUCACACUCAUCAACUGCAAACUGAAGGACAACGAUGCCAAGAAACCCAACUGCCAAUAUGAAGGCAUUCUCCUGACUAACAGGAAGCUGUUGGUCCAGUGUGACAACAACAACCGGCCUGUUCACUUUGGUGGUUACAUAGCAGAGCCUGGUUUCUGA
This is a messenger RNA of Oryzias latipes (Japanese medaka), 504 nucleotides long. The record is from RefSeq and is a predicted model, not a curated record. Lineage: Eukaryota; Metazoa; Chordata; Actinopteri; Beloniformes; Adrianichthyidae.